This is a messenger RNA of Trifolium pratense (red clover), 937 nucleotides long. RefSeq names its product protein FAR1-RELATED SEQUENCE 5-like. Lineage: Eukaryota; Viridiplantae; Streptophyta; Magnoliopsida; Fabales; Fabaceae. The transcript has a single exon. The record is from RefSeq and is a predicted model, not a curated record. Bases 14 to 937 code for a protein of 307 amino acids.
AUUUAUACAAAAUAUGCAAGAAGAUUGGAUGCCAAAACAGGGAAUGCUUUUUGAUAAUAUUGAUGAUGCUUGGAAGUUUUGGGUUGAUUAUGGGGGAAGAAUGGGGUUUGGAGUGAGAAAACAAUAUAAACACAUAAGCAAGGACGGCUCAGGCUUAGCUACUUCUUGUAGGUUCGUGUGUUGCAAAGAAGGCUUACGAAAACCGGACAAACGAGAUUUUAAAACAAUUAAGCCAAGACCAGAGACGAGAACUAACUGUCCAGCAAGGAUAGGUCUUAAGAAUAUGGGUGAAAAUUGGAUGGUUCAUGAUUUUGUGGUAGAACAUAACCAUAUGUUACACACACAAGAAACAACUCAUAUGUUGUCAUCUCAACGAAAAGUUUCAGAAAUUCACUGCCAACAAAUUGAUCUAGCGGAUGACGCCGGUCUUCAACAAAGGAGUUCAUUUGAUUUGAUGAGUAAAGAAGUGGGUGGCAGAACCAACUUGGGAUUUACACGCCUUGAUCAAAAGAAUUAUCUAAAAAAAAGAAGGCAAAACAGUUUAGUAAAUGGGGAAGCCGGGUAUCUAUUGCAAUACUUUCAAAAAAUGUCGCUUGAUAGUCCUUCUUUUUAUCAUGCUUAUCAAAUGGAUGUGGAAGAUCAAAUUACUAAUGUAUUUUGGGCAGAUGCGAGAAUGCUCUUUGAUUAUGGAUAUUUUGGUGAUGUGGUUUCUCUUGAUUCAACAUAUUGCACAAAUAGUUCAUAUAGACCACUAGCAGUGUUCUCGGGAUUUAACCACCAUCGAAAAGCGGUGAUCUUUGGGGCUGCAUUAUUGUACGACGAAACUGCAGAGUCGUACAAGUGGCUUUUUGAGACGUUUCUAGAGGCACAUAAGCAAAAAACCCCUCAAACAGUUUUUACUGAUCAAGAUCAAGCAAUGGCAAAAGCACUUGUUUAA